Messenger RNA from Penicillium atrosanguineum, 801 nucleotides. Its product is annotated as EI24 domain-containing protein. The record is from RefSeq and is a predicted model, not a curated record. Lineage: Eukaryota; Fungi; Ascomycota; Eurotiomycetes; Eurotiales; Aspergillaceae. The transcript is spliced from 3 exons. Gene Ontology annotation, cellular component: ascospore wall; prospore membrane; lipid droplet. The coding region runs from base 1 to 801 and encodes 266 amino acids.
AUGUCAGACAAAGUGAAGGAUGCGGUUAUUGCCGAGGCCAACAGUGUCCGUGCGGCUUCCCAAGAUGUUGUCAAAUCCGGCGCGUAUCUGUACCCGUUCAAGGGCAUAAUCUUCUUCGCAACCCACAAAGGUCUCUGGGGUCCCUUUGCUUCCCGCGCCGGACGGACCAUCAGUCUGGGGCUGGGCGUCACGACAGCCAUGUUCUUCUUCACCUACGUGCCGCAGAUGGCCGUAAUGGCCCUCACCAGUGGCCCACUGGCUGCGGUUUCCGCUGCUAUACUUGUCCUAAGUGAAAGCUCUGCGAUAACCAAUCUCCUCUCACGCUCCUUCCUUCUCGAAGAUGCACUUCUCGACACCUUCGAUGGUACCCUCAUCGCCCGCAACCAGGAGCCUCUCCUCGCACAGGGGCGCCAGAUCAAGCCCCAGUCUGGAGGUAGGACUGCCGCAGCGAGGCUGGGAAAGAUGCUUAGUCGCCCCUUUACACGACUGAAGCCACAGGCGCUGCUACGAUCGUUGAUCUAUUUGCCUUUGAAUCUGAUUCCCGUGGUUGGAACCGUGUUGUAUAUUGCUGUGCAAGGGAAGCGAGCUGGGCCGAUGCUUCACGCACGAUACUUCCAGCUCAAGGGUUGGAACUCUGAGCAACAGGGGGAAUGGGUGACAAAGCAUCGGGGGGCGUAUACUGCACUUGGUAUUGCAUCCUUCGUCCUUGAAAUGGUCCCAUUUGCCUCUAUCGCAUUUUCUUUCACGAAUACUGUUGGCGCGGCCCUGUGGGCUGCUGAUAUAGAGAAGGCUACAGAGUAG